Messenger RNA from Closterium sp. Naga37s-1, 927 nucleotides. Lineage: Eukaryota; Viridiplantae; Streptophyta; Zygnematophyceae; Desmidiales; Closteriaceae. The record is from the annotation of a GenBank genome assembly.
AUGGCGUGGCCGAUCGACUCUACUGUGAAGCUCAUGCUCGGUAUUCUAGGCAAUGUGACGGCUCUCGCUCUCUUCCUUUCCCCUGUCAAGACCAUGCGCACGAUCUUUCUCGCGCGGUCAGUCGGAGACUUUUCGGAGCUGCCCUACGUGGUGACGCUGUUCAACUGCCUGCUAUGGACGACGUACGGGCUGCCCGUGGUGGAGUCCGGGCGAGUGCUGGUGUCCACUGUCAACGGCACUGGCGCCUUUCUUGCUGCGCUCUACAUCACCCCCUUCCUCGCUCUCGGCACCAAGCGUACCAAGAUCCGCACAGCAGUGUCAGUGGGCGUGGUGCUGCUGCUCUUCGGUGCCAUUCUCCUCACCACCUUCCUGGCCUUCUACACGCCGGCUACGCGCAGCAGCUUCCUGGGAAUCUGCGCCGUGGUGGUGACGAUAGGCAUGUAUGCCAGCCCACUCGAUAUCAUGCGCACUGUUGUGCGCACCAAGAGCGUUGAGUUCAUGCCGCUGCUGCUCUCGCUCUGCUGCCUCCUCAAUGGCCUCGCCUGGACAGCAUAUGGAGUAUACACCAUGGACAUUUAUAUCAUUAUACCUAACUCCAUUGGUUCAGUUUUAGGGACGGCACAACUCAUACUAUACGGCAUGUACUGUAAAGCUGACAAGUCAGGAGCAGGUCUGGGUGCAGACAGCAAGGAGCAACGGAAGAGGAGGGGUGGUGCUGGGGUGUGGAGAAGAGGAGGGUCAGAUAGCACAAGACAGAUGUUGGGAUCGAGCAAUUCCCUUAGUCUCUCAAAAGAUGCAAUCACUCCGGAAGAGAUGGUGGUGGUGGAAGAGGAGGGAGAUGAGGAGACUGGUGGAGGGAAAGGGGAAAGGAUAGGGGAUGUAGGUGAUACGGGAAAAGGUGCGUAUGAAAAUGGACCUGCCAUUUAG